This is a messenger RNA of Linum trigynum, 3836 nucleotides long. NCBI's taxonomy places the organism in Eukaryota, Viridiplantae, Streptophyta, Magnoliopsida, Malpighiales, Linaceae. The record is from the annotation of a GenBank genome assembly.
UUGGAAAUGAAAGAAGGAUUUUAGUAAAAGAAUUAAAUUUACAAUUAUACCCAUCCCUAUCCCACCUCCUUCGUACACAUCUGCAUAUGUUUCUUCUUCUUCCUCCCUUUCCGCUGCAUCAUAUUUCCACCAUCUCAAACCAGAAAACAACAACAGAAGCUGGGGCAGAUGAAACCCAGAAUCCAUUCUCUUCAUGCCGUCGGAAAUUGCCCACAUCAUGAAGGAGGAAGAAGAACCCGACCAUGAAAAUGGUAUCAUCGGCGCCAACGAAGACGGGGACGGAUAACCCCCCGGUCGGAGUCCGACCUCUUCUAUUAUGUGUCUGGCGGAAAUAGAGUCGAACUUUCCGACUCACUCCACCAAACAAUAGCGAGAGCAGCACCAACAAGAGUCGUUGAGAAUCUGUUCAGCGGAGGAAAGUGUCAAAUCUCGACCAACCGGAAAGGGGAAGAAAAGCAUAGUGGGACUGAUGCCAUUGAGUCGAACGAAAAUGGCGAGUGGCGACGAUGAUUCAAAUCGGGUGUGAGAGAGAUCGUCUCUGGUCGACAGGUUUGGAAAGGAAGGGAAGAUUCUGGUGCUCGAUACUGGGUGGUUGAAAAAAGGUAGCAGAAGGGAGAAGGAAGGACAAGUUUGGAAGAAAGGGGAAAAAAGAUGAGAGAUUUCAAAAUAGCUGACCCCCAUCAGCUAUUUUGAAAUCUCACACUUGUGGGUUUUCGAAAUCACUAAUGUCAACAAUCUCUCAUACUCCCAAACGCAGGAAUGUUUUAAAAUCCUGCAUAAUGAGGGAAUGUUUUAAAAUCCCUCACAAAUCUCUCACUAAAAUCCUUAAUCCAAACGACCCCUUUAAGAAUUAGAACCACGGAUCAUUAUUCUUAGUUAGAGGUGGGAAUUCUCUUUCCAAUCCACCAAUCCAUUAAAAAUAUCCACCUAAUCCAAUCCAUUUAAAUCCAAUUCAUUUGAUCCUAAUCCAAUUGGAUUGGUGGAUUCAUGGAUCAAUCCGUGGAUUCAUGGAUCAAUCCAUGGAUCCAAAUGGCAAAUUACAGUUUGGUACCUAUAAUUUUUAUAUUUUACAUUUUGGUACCUAAAAUUUAAUUUUUUAUACGAAAAAUAUCAUUGGAAAAUUACGUUUUGGUACCUAAAAUUUUUCAUUAUGACAUUUUAGUACCUAAACUUUUCACAUUUUACAUAUUGGUCCAAGGUUGAUGAUGUCAUUUGGAUUCAUAGAUAAUCCACCAAUCCACUUGAUCCAAUCCAUGAAUCCGUUUAUAAGAGACCGGCAAAUUAUUGAUAACAUCCUUCUCGGACAUGAGUUAAUGCAUUAUUUAAAAAUAAAGAAGCAGGGGAAGAAGGGGUACAUGGCUCUAAAGGUUGACAUGGAAAAUGCCUAUGAUAGAGUCGAAUGGCCCUUCCUUCUGACAAUUUUGGAUAAAAUGGGUUUUAACUCUGUUUGGCAAGGAUGGAUACAUGAAUGUCUUAGAUCCGCUUCUUUUUCGGUACUGAUGAAUGGUACACCCUCGGGUUUUUUCAAUUCCUCUCGGGGACUCCGACAGGGAGAUCCGUUGUCGCCUCUCUUGUUUGUGCUAUGCACGAAGGGGUUUGCGACCCUUCUUCGGAAAGCGAUCUCGGAAAAGAAGUUGGAGGGGGUGAAAGUGGCUCCACGUGCUCCUAGAAUCUCGCAUUUGUUUUUCGCGAAUGAUUCCUAUUUAUUCCUGCAAGGUUCUCUUCAGGAGUGCGAGAAUUUAAUUGUGGUGCUGAAUGAGUAUGAGGAGCUGAGUGGGCAGCGGGUUAACCUGGAGAAGUCGGCAGUCUGUUUUAGUAAAAAUGUUGCCUUGCCUGAUCAAGAAUUUUUGGCCGCGAUGUUAGGGGUCGGUGCAGUAGGGGUCCAUGAUAAGUAUAUGGGGUUACCCACUUUGAUUGGGAAAAAAUCCAAAACUACCACUGUUUAAAAAAAAAUUACAAAAAUACCACACACGCCAAAUAAUUUCCAAAAAUACCAUCAUUUAUAUAAAACCGCGCAUUUAAUGAGCGGUUUUUAAUGAAACCGCGUCUCCAGACGGCGGUUAUAGAACAAAACGCGCCUCCAAGGCGCGGUUUGACCUUGCAUGGCUGUCAAACCGCGUUGCCACGUGGCGGUGCAUCAAACCGCCCGUUGGAGGAGCGAUCUGACGGCCAAAACGCGUGCCAACUCAGCGAUCCGCGUCGCCCACGAAAACUGCUCCCCCGAGGCGCGGUUUGACCGUUGGGAAACGCAAACCGCGUGCUGGAGGCGCGGUUUUCGGCGGGGAAAAAUUACUGAACCGACCUUCCCCCACGCGGUUUGGCAGCUAUAUAACCCCCCCCCCUCCCCCUCAUUUUUCUGCACACCAACCACACUCCCCCCCCUCUCUCCCUCUAACUUCUCUCUACCCACCCCCCUCCCCACCCAAAAAACCUUAGAAUUAGUUUUUUUGUUGGUUGCGGCAAAGUCCGAUCUGUCUCCAAAAAACUUUUUCUUUGGUUUUCACUAAAAAACCGUCGAACCUCUGUCCGGAUUCCGAGAGAAUGGCCGAUUUCGCUCAAGAAGAGGGCCUUUUUUAUGAUGAUUAUCAAACGGUACGUACUCAUUUUUCCCAAUUGUUGUUGUUGUUAUAAUGACUUAUUUAAUUUAUAUACUAAUGAUUUACGUUAUUGUUAUGCUACCCCUUGCAUGCCGACAUGUCCGACAUGUUGGCUGUCGGGUGACCAGGCACAAACCGCGCCUUGGGGCAGCGGUUUAUGUCCUGACCUUGUAAACCGCCGCUUGGGGAGGCGGUUUGUAAUGUCGACAGUUAAACGCUCCCUCUUGAAGCGUUUUGUGGUAGGGUUAGCCUAUAACCGCUCCUUCCAGAAGCGUUUUUUUCUGGAAAUUAAAAACGCUGCCUGGAGGCGCGAUUAUAAUGUAAAACGCUUCCUGGAGGCGCGGUUUUAUUAAAACCCGCUCAUUAGAGGCGCGGUUUUAUAUAAACGAUGGUAUUUUUGGAAAUUAUUUGGAGUGGGUGGUAUUUUUGUAAUUUUUUUUAAACAGUGGUAGUUUUGGAUUUUUUCCCUUUGAUUGUCCGCUCCAAAAUGGCGACAUUCCGGUAUUUAGAAGAGAAAUUACUGGCGCGUCUGCAGGGGUGGAAGCAAAGGACUUUGUCCUGGGCGGCAAAGGAGACUUUAAUUAAGUCAAUAGCUUUGGCCUUGCCCCUGCAUGUUAUGUCGUGUUUCCGGUUGCCCCUCACUCUCUUAGUUAAGAUUGGCUGGCGUAUUCUCAACGAACCUCACUCCCUCCUUGCUUAGGUGUAUAAAGGGAAGUACUUUCCUCAAGGAACAUUUCUGUCUGCUACAGCUCGUUCACGCCCUUCUUGUUUCGGCAAUGAAUACAACUAUCGCUUCCAUCGCGGACAAUCGAUGAUGUUUAAGAUGGGAAUUAGGAGAGUUUCAAAAUUCUCGUUCGGCUCCAUUGGUGAAUCUGGAAGCUAAUCAACCAGACUACAACAAUUUUGUUAUAUCUUCUCGAUUAAAGUUAUAAAAUAAAUAAAUAUCUCAAAAUGUAAGGAUUUAUCCACCAAGUAAUCAAUAAUUUUAUAUUUUUUAAAGAAACACUUUUUCCUAAUUUGACUAACAUACCGUUUGGUAUAAAUGAAUUUCAUAAAUUUUGAGGAAUUUAUUUUGAACUGAAAUAUUUUUGUGUUUGGUAUUAAAAAAAUUCAUUUUCAAUUCUAAAUUUUGAAUUCUAGGGAAUUGGAACUAGUUAUAGUAAUUCCGAUGAAUUGAGAUAUAAUUUCCUAAUGAAUUCCACAAGUAUUUACUUAUUAUAAUAGAAUGACAUGAUUAUC